This is a messenger RNA of Beta vulgaris subsp. vulgaris (sugar beet), 2735 nucleotides long. Its product is annotated as fimbrin-5. The coding region runs from base 515 to 2476 and encodes 653 amino acids. NCBI's taxonomy places the organism in Eukaryota, Viridiplantae, Streptophyta, Magnoliopsida, Caryophyllales, Amaranthaceae. Gene Ontology annotation, biological process: actin filament bundle assembly; actin filament network formation. Gene Ontology annotation, cellular component: actin filament bundle; actin filament; cytoplasm. Gene Ontology annotation, molecular function: actin filament binding. The record is from RefSeq and is a predicted model, not a curated record. The transcript is spliced from 15 exons.
AAACUUGAAAGUUAGAGUGGUUUGGGACAAAAAAAAAAAUCGAAAAAUAAUAUAAAAGCAAACUUUUUUGAAAAUUGUAGAACAUCCAAACACGUCCAGGAGAAUUUUAGCCGUCCACACCACCACCACUCUUCCACCGUCCACAUCCCACACAUGUAGGGAAGACGUUCCACAAAAAACAACAUUAAUUAUUUCAUUCCAUAUUCUCAAUAUUUCAGAUUUCUGUCCAAAAUAGCUUUGAUUUCAUCAAAUAACACAAUAUAAAAUCCAAAAAAAAAAAAAGAAGUUUUCUUUGUCAUGCUAAAACAACAGAGUCCCUAAAAUCUCCAAUGCAAGAAAUGGCGAACUUUUUAGUCAUGUAUUUAUAGGCUUUACUUUUUUUUCUCUCCUAACUUUCUCUUUCUUCCAUUUCAAGCAUGAUAUUCUGACAAGUUUUGAUGAUGGUGGGUUAAUUGCACUUUUGAUGAUAGGAUUGAAGAUUGAACAAUAAAGAGGAAAAAACUAAAUAUUGAAGAUGUCUGGAUUUGAGGGUGUAAUUGUUUCUGAUCCUCGGUUACAGAGUCAAUUCACCCAAGUGGAGCUUCGCAGUCUUAAGUCUAAGUUUUCAGCAUUAAGAACUCAAUCUGGUCGUGUUACGGUAUCGGAUUUGCCACCAGUUUUGGCUAAACUUAAGGGUAUCAAUGGAUCCUAUACAGAAAAUGAAGUCAGAGCUGCAUUGGAGGAUUCGUAUCCUGACAUCACUCACGAGAUCGAUUUUGAAUCUUUCUUAAGGGAAUAUCUUGGGUUGCAAGGCCGAUCUAGUGGGAAAGGUGCUGGGUUUAAACGAGCUUCUUCUAUCCUCAGACAAUCAACCACAACCCAUUUUCAUGUCAUUAGUGAAUCAGAGAAGGAAUCUUAUGUGACACAUAUUAACAAUCAGCUGGCAGAGGAUCCAUUUUUGAAGAACUUUCUACCAAUAGACCCGAAAACAAGUCAGCUAUUCGACCUUGCAAAAGACGGAGUUCUUCUUUGUAAGCUGAUUAAUGUUGCUGUGCCUGGGACGAUAGAUGAAAGAGCAAUCAACACCAAAAAGAACCUUAAUCCAUGGGAGAGAAAUGAGAACCACACACUUUGUCUUAAUUCUGCAAAAGCUAUAGGUUGCACGGUUGUUAAUAUUGGCACGCAAGACUUGGUGGAGGGACGACGCCAUCUGUUAAUGGGGUUGAUUUCUCAAAUUAUUAAGAUUCAAUUGUUAGCUGACCUCAAUUUAAAGAAGACACCUCAACUUGUGGAGCUGGUGGAUGAUAAUCAGGAUGUGGAGGAGCUCAUGAGUUUGGCUCCAGAAAAGGUCUUGUUGAAAUGGAUGAACUUCCAGCUGAAGAAAUCAGGAUAUACAAAGGAGGUGACAAAUUUUUCAACUGAUUUGAAGGAUGGUGAAGCUUACGCUCAUUUACUUAACGUACUUGCACCUGAACACAGUACCACCUCAACAUUGGAAACAAAAGAUCCUACUCAACGAGCAAAAUUGAUUGUGGAGCAAGCAGAGAAAUUGGAUUGCAAGAAAUAUAUUAGUCCAAAGGAUAUUGUAGAGGGAUCAACAAAUCUGAAUCUUACAUUUGUUGCUCAGAUUUUCCAGCACAGAAACGGUCUGACUGCUGAGGUUGAUACUGAGAAGAUAUCCCUAACGAAUGUUUUAGAUGAUGACACUGAAACUUCAAGGGAAGAGAGAUGCUUCCGGCUUUGGAUUAAUAGUCUAGGAGUUUCAACAUAUGUCAAUAAUUUGUUUGAGGAUGUUAGACCAGGGUGGGUUCUUUUGGAAGUGCUGGAUAAAGUUUCUCCAGGAUCAGUUAACUGGAAGCACACCAGCAAACCUCCUAUCAAGAUGCCUUUCAAGAAGGUUGAAAAUUGCAAUCAAGUCAUUGAUAUUGGAAAAAACUUGAACUUGUCCCUAGUGAACGUUGCUGGAAAUGAUAUUGUACAAGGGAAUAAGAAAUUAAUUAUAGCCUUUCUCUGGCAGUUGAUGAGGUUUACAAUGCUCCAACUGUUGAAAAAUUUGAGAUCUUUUUCACACGGAAGGGAGAUUACAGAUGCACAUAUUCUUGAUUGGGCAAACAAAAAGGUCAAAAGUUCAGGAAAAUCUUCUCAAAUGGACAGCUUCAAGGAUAAAAGUCUAUCGAGUGGGAUAUUUUUCCUGGAACUUCUUAGUUCAGUGGAGCCAAGAGUGGUUGAUUGGACAGUUGUAACCAAAGGCGAAAAUGAUGAGGAUAAGAAGCUGAAUGCAUCUUACAUAAUCAGUGUUGCUAGAAAACUUGGAUGUUCUAUAUUCUUGUUGCCGGAGGAUAUUUUAGAGGUAAAUCAGAAGAUGGUACUUACCUUAACAGCAAGCAUCAUGUACUGGAGCCUUCAGAAAAAACCCGGGCAGUUGGCCGUUCUUGAAGAAACUGAUCCUGCCGAAGCAUCCGAACCCCAAGAAGAGGACCAGCCAGAAGAGGAAUGAUUUUUUAGUGGAACAAAUGUUUUUUGAGUUUGCUUUAUUUUUUUGUGUUCAAUUAUCUUGGCCAUACCAACAGGAAGUACUUAAAACAAAAGAAAGAAAUAGGAUUAACAAAAGAAAGAGUCGAAACGUAAAAAAAAAAUGCAAAUUUUGUUUAGUUACUUGUUUUCACAUGUAAAUUCACUUAAAUAGUUAAGAUGUAUACAUGUUGGCACAAUUCAUUUAUUGAUGAUAAGCGCAAAGUAAGUUUGUUUGGGUUGUA